AUGCAACCUUCCACGGGCCAUCGGCGUCAUGCUGCUUAUGUGAACGUCAUGACGAGCAUCUUGAACUGUUGGGGUCCUCCGAUCGGUCGGCUUCUGCAAGAACGGUCUCUGCCCUGGCGCCGUCGGCGUCUGCAAGUGCAUCUAAGCGCUACUUGGAUUGAAGACAGUGUUCAUGAUUCAAAUCUUUUGCAUAGUCGAUCAAUGUACAUAGGAUAA
Molecule: messenger RNA, 216 nt
Organism: Akanthomyces muscarius
Lineage: Eukaryota; Fungi; Ascomycota; Sordariomycetes; Hypocreales; Cordycipitaceae
Exons: 3
Coding region: 1-216 (71 amino acids)
Source: RefSeq, a predicted model, not a curated record